Suillus bovinus is the source of this 435-nucleotide messenger RNA. RefSeq lists its product as uncharacterized. Lineage: Eukaryota; Fungi; Basidiomycota; Agaricomycetes; Boletales; Suillaceae. The transcript has 2 exons. The coding region runs from base 1 to 435 and encodes 144 amino acids. The record is from RefSeq and is a predicted model, not a curated record.
AUGGUGGACAUUUCUCAAUUUGCGGAGUCAGUUCUACAAUUAUGGCGAUCCCCCGAUCCAACUCUUUACCAUCAUGAUGGUAUGAAUUUGGACGCAUAUCCUUCACAUUUCGAUGUUGACUUCUUCGAGACAGAGGGAGAGGAAUCCAUGAAUGCAGAGGAACAGUACAAAGAUGCAGGGACAUGUUACUCUCAAGAUGGCCUGACGUUCUUGAAUCUUUUUGACGCGGACGAGCAUGCAGAAUAUAGAAAGGAUAAUUUAUUCUAUCCUUUUGCAUCAAAAGAGGAAUGGGAAAUCACUGAUUUUCUUCUUCGUUCUCCCCUUAUGAGUGCUCUUCACGAAUGCUGGCGCUUUGAGAUCUUACAGACUCACAACUUUGGAGCAUUUUCUCCUUCUCGCAAUUCUCAAGUCUCUUAUCCUUCUCGUAUUUCUUAA